Messenger RNA from Cinara cedri, 930 nucleotides. The record is from the annotation of a GenBank genome assembly. Lineage: Eukaryota; Metazoa; Arthropoda; Insecta; Hemiptera; Aphididae.
AUGGGCAUGCUACUGUUGUUGGCCUGGUAGGGUAUAUAUAACUGCUAUAGAUAGCUGCUUAUGAAAAACGAUUCUAAGGAAAGUUUUAUCACGUAUGAUAAAUUUAAACUAAUGAUUUGUAACUAUAUAAAAUAAAUUUGAGAUGUACGAACUUUUUUUUUAUUUUUUUAUUAUAUUUGGUGAAACAAAAUUACAAAUUUCUUUUUGAAAAAAUCUGUGAUUAUUAAACCUAAUCUAAUCUUUAACUCAUUUUAAGCUGUUAAUAGUUGAAGCUUUUUCUAUUUUUUUUCUAUUUGUCGACUAUUUGUUNGUGAAAACUAUAGAGGGAUCUCACUACUCAAUACUUCAUAUAAACUAUUGUCCAACAUACUACUGACUAGAAUUAACCCAUACAUCAAAGAAAUAAUUGGAGAGUACCAAGCUGGUUUUAAGCUAAGAAAAUCAACAAUAGAUCAAAUACACAUUGUAAAACAAGUUGUUGAGAAGAGUCACGAAUACAAUAAAGACACAUAUCUACUAUUUGUUGACUUCAAAGCAGCGUAUGACUCAAUCAACAGAGACAAACUAUGGGAAGUCAUGGACCAGUUAGGAAUACCAGCCAAGUUAACCAGAUUAAUAAAAUCGUUUACAUAUAAUUCAAAAAGUAAAAUUAGUUUCGGAGGAGAAUUAUCAGAGGAGUUUCAGGUAACGACUGGUCUUAGACAAGGUGAUGCUUUAUCACCUGCACUGUUCAACAUCGCCCUAGAAUCAGUUAUGAGGACAGUUAUAUCCCAAGCUAAGGGCAUAGAAAUAAAAGACAAUCAACAUCUAAAAGCAGUUGCUUACGCGGAUGAUAUAGUAUUAUUAGCCGAUACAGUUAAUGACUUAAAAAACACAACAGACAUGCUGAAGGAAGGGAAAAAAAUUGGCCUAAAAAUUAAUGAGACAUAG